This is a messenger RNA of Didymosphaeria variabile, 825 nucleotides long. RefSeq lists its product as uncharacterized. The transcript has 2 exons. The record is from RefSeq and is a predicted model, not a curated record. Gene Ontology annotation, biological process: mycotoxin biosynthetic process. Lineage: Eukaryota; Fungi; Ascomycota; Dothideomycetes; Pleosporales; Didymosphaeriaceae. Bases 1 to 825 code for a protein of 274 amino acids.
AUGGGUGUCGCAAGCGAGACCGAAACUGAUGGUCGGUACAAAGCGCUUCGCAAUCUUGAAAGUCAUUCAGACUCGGACACAGAUGUUGAGGACUGGGAGGACGGAGCAGAUACACGACCAAGGCGGAGCAAGAGGAGGAAUUUUUGGCGGAAGAUUAAGCUAUAUCGGUGGAUGCUCGACACAGCGCUGCUGCUUGUCAUCGUAGGGUUCCUGGUGGAGAGGAGAUGGAAACCGAGGAAGGGCCACCUCUACGAGCUGGCAGGAGAUAUGACGGGGUUUUCGCCUACCUUUUCUCAACAGAUCGUCAGCUUCAAGCCGGACCCCAUUUUCGCCCCGGAAAACGCAUCAGACUUCUGGAGUAGAGAGACCCAGAAAGCAUGGCUUGACAUCGUCCCGGAAGGUCUCGGUUACGUUGAAGUCAAAGAGCCUUCCCAGUACUCCAACCUACCGAAGCCGAUCCACGACUACACCAGCCAAGCCGUCUUCACGACGUCGAUGACACACCAGCUACACUGCUUGUACACGAUCUUAGAUGCCUACAACACGGUUCGAGUCUCUGCAGCUCUGGGUUUCCAGAACGAAGUGAAGAUGCCAUGGCACAUCGACCACUGCUUCGACUACAUCAGACAGGCGAUCAUGUGUGCGGGAGAUGUGGCGCUGGAAGGGGCUGCGACGACGUUCCCUGGCGACCCAAUUACUGGCGAGGACCUUGGUGGGAGUGAUGGAUGGGAUGCAAAGCAUGUGUGCAAGGACUACAGUCAAGUGUACGAAUAUCUGGAAAAGCGGACGAUCAAUCACGUGAAGUGGAUCAAAUCGGAGGAAUAA